Molecule: messenger RNA, 225 nt
Organism: Leptosia nina
Lineage: Eukaryota; Metazoa; Arthropoda; Insecta; Lepidoptera; Pieridae
Source: the annotation of a GenBank genome assembly
AUGUACCCUAAGUCGCUGACGCAUCCCAGCAUAUCCUUUAUCCGUCACACGUCAAAGUCAGCACUUUUGCCAAGCCUCGACACCGUCGCUUCCCCGCCAGAUUUCGAUAAUGAAAACCGCGAUGCUGAUGAAGUUAUAAGAGUUUUGCACGAGGAGAACGAAGAUGAUGAUGAUGAUGAUGUGGAUGAAACUGCUGACAUUGAUUUUCCUCUUGUGGAACCAUAA